This is a messenger RNA of Lepisosteus oculatus (spotted gar), 2295 nucleotides long. NCBI's taxonomy places the organism in Eukaryota, Metazoa, Chordata, Actinopteri, Semionotiformes, Lepisosteidae. The record is from RefSeq and is a predicted model, not a curated record.
CUGAUGGCAGAGCAAAUACAGGAACAUCUUUUCACACAUCUUUCUUUUAACAGUGCAAAAGGAAAGGUCCUCACAGCACACUUUACAGGAAAUGUGUCUACGUGUCAGUUAAAUCAAGUCACAUCUUUAUGUCAGAGCACACAUUAUCAAGAGCAGAAUUUCAAGAAUUUUAUGCGAAUACCGAAAACAGUCGUCUCACCUGGCUGUGGACUGGCCACACUACAGUCUCUGGACUGAAUAUCAGGAUUUAAUACCCUGGCUACAGCAAAAUUAAGUCGAUUUGUGAUACAGUAUAACAGCAAGCUAUUAUUUAACGAAAAAGAUACACAAAUGCAGCAUUCAGCAGGAUGACAUGAACAUGAUGGCAUAUAAUUCCAGCUAUGACAUGAUGAACUCCACAGCUUCAACACUCUCUUUAUCAAGUGAUUACGUCUAUUUAUACGAUGACUAUGAACCCUGUAGCACAGAUACUACCAUAACACUGGGGUCCAACUUCCUGCCAGUGCUCUUCUCUCUUGUCUUUGUUGUGGGCCUGGCAGGCAACAGUGUGGUGCUGCUGAUCCUCAUUAAGCACAUUAGACUGAAGAACAUGACAGAUGUCUGCCUUCUGAAUUUGGCAAUAUCGGACCUGCUCUUUGUCCUGUCACUUCCUUUCUGGGCGUACUAUACAUCUGAUCAUGAGAUUGUAAGCACUGCCCUCUGCAAAGCUAUCGUUGGCCUUUAUCAGAUUGGUUUCUACAGCAGCGUAUUGUUCGUGACUCUCAUGAGUAUAGACAGGUACCUUGCCAUAGUCCACGCUGUGUUUGCUAUGAGAGCCAGAACUCUGUGCUUUGGAGUAGUGGCAAGCAUUGGCAUCUGGACUGUGGCCAUCUGUGGUUCUAUUCCAGCCAUGGCCUUUAACAAGGUUGUAGCACCUGAAAGCACAACCUGCCAACCUGAAUACCCCAUAGGUGAAGAAAAGAUAUGGAAGCUGAUUCAUAAUUUUGAAGACAAUGUUCUGGGCCUGCUUAUUCCUUUGCCUAUCAUGAUGUACUGUUACGUAAGCAUUCUUAUCGUGCUGUUAAGGUCCAGGAACUCCAAAAGGCACCGAGCCAUAAAGCUUAUUUUCAUGGUCGUGUGUGUGUUUGUUGUGUUCAGGUUGCCAUAUAAUGUUGUAGUUUUCAUGAAGUCCUUGCAAGAGUUUGGGAUUGGAGACAAGUGUGAAAACGCUAAGCGGAUUGAACUGGCUUUGCAGUUGACAGAAACUGUUGCGCUCAUUCAUUGUUGUGUGAACCCUUUCAUAUAUGCUUUCGUUGGAGAGAAAUUUAGGAAGCACAUGAAUCACAUGUUUUCCAGAUUUUCUCUUUGUGCAUAUUUCUGUAAGCAGACAAGUAUUCAUAUGAAAGUCUCUGAAAACGAAACCUCCAACACACCGUUGUAAUUUUGGUUUUCAAGUGUUUGUUGUGAAGUUCUUUUGGAUUGGUGAUUCAAAAUCUGGGUGUAUGUGACUUAUGUCUCUUCUUAUUUUUGUUCCUUCUGAGCUCUAAAUUACUAAUUAGAAAAUUCACAAUUGAACUCAUAUCGUCUUAUUUAUACAUUGCAAUUGUUCAAAACUCUUUAACACAUGGAUUUAAUUCAGUUAAGUGUUCAAUUAAGAAAUUUACUACUCAGAUGGAACAAAAAACAGAGACCACAUUGCUUCUUAAGUACCAGCAUUGGGAAUCGUGUUUUGUAUGAUACUAAAUUGUAGGUCUAGAAAUUAAGAUUUUUAAACAAAUUUGAAGAGGUGAUUUAAACCAAUAAUUCUGCUAUAAUACUGCAUGAGAAUCAGAUGAGUAGCUGCAGGUUUUCAUCCUAUUCAGGAAAGAGGAACACAUUUUGCUCAAGUAAAAGUUGGGGAAAUAUGUACAAAAACAUGUUUUAUGGUAAAAUGUAUUGAAAUACCUGUCCACACACUGAUAAUACAUUGUCCAAACAUUGACAACAUUUAAAGUUGUUUGGCAUCUUACUUAUGUAAUGGAAGAACUUGUGAAUCUGAACUUUGCUGUUGUACAUACUGUAUAAUUUUUCUAAGUAGAACAACUCAAUGUAAAUUAGCUACAGUUACAUUUUCACAAGUUUUGGAGGUUAUACACUGUACUUUAAAACUACAGAGCCUGAUUUAUAAAGUAAAACAGGGUGAUAAUGCUUUUUAUUUAGGUUAAAAACAAUUCCAGUUAAUCCUGUUUAUACUGUAUGUAGUAUAAUAUAAUCUAAUGUAACUACAGUGUAGUUAAAAUUUAUUGUUAAUGCAGUUAAAUAAAAAUGUGUGUAUAA